AUGACUGACGACCUCGUGAUGGUGGGCGACUUCAAUGCAACGCACCCCACGCUCGGCUAUGCCAAGACCACAAUAAAGAGGAGACGGCUGAUGGACGCCAUCGAUGUCCACGGGCUGACUCUCCGAAACGAGCCCGACCAACCAAAUCGGAUAGGUACCAGUGUUAGCCGCGGCACUUGUCCGGUCCUCACGCUCGCUAGAAUGCACGACGAGUGCACUUGGACGAACCUCGGGGAGAGCCUGGGUUCGGACCACCUCAUUCUCGCGACCCAGGUGCCCGUCGCGCUCAACAGCAAGCGGAGCCGGCCGCAACGGCUGGUGAACUGGCACACGUUCCGUCAUAUCAGCACGACUACAUCAACCGCGGACCAUACGAUCAACAACGACGACGCGCUCGACCAGUGGGUCCAACGGCUACAGGCAAAGAGACGUUGA
Messenger RNA from Ixodes scapularis (black-legged tick), 435 nucleotides. RefSeq lists its product as uncharacterized. The transcript has a single exon. The record is from RefSeq and is a predicted model, not a curated record. Gene Ontology annotation, molecular function: catalytic activity. Bases 1 to 435 code for a protein of 144 amino acids. NCBI's taxonomy places the organism in Eukaryota, Metazoa, Arthropoda, Arachnida, Ixodida, Ixodidae.